Portunus trituberculatus (swimming crab) is the source of this 581-nucleotide messenger RNA. RefSeq lists its product as uncharacterized. The coding region runs from base 243 to 581 and encodes 112 amino acids. The transcript has 2 exons. The record is from RefSeq and is a predicted model, not a curated record. NCBI's taxonomy places the organism in Eukaryota, Metazoa, Arthropoda, Malacostraca, Decapoda, Portunidae.
UAAGAAAAGAUAAUAAGAAAUAUUAAACAAGGAAGAAAAAAGAGGAAUAGAUAAAAUUGAAAAACCCUGAGAAGUUGUACCUCACCGCGUGGGUGAGGUAAAUAGACUUUAAGUCGUCGGCCUGUUUUGUGCGCUCUGUUCGAAUGAGGAUAAAGGUGAGGUGACAUGGGUAUUUGAACCGGCUCUCGCACUCUCUCUUACCCCAAACUCAACCCUGCAGGCCGCGUUCCGUUGGGGACCGUAUGGCGUACAGUAUGGCAUACUUCCCCCGAAUCGGGGGGGGACCAGCAUACGGCUCGCCUUGCGGAAGCGUGCGGGACCUUGCGCUCCUCGGAGGUGAAUGCUUGGCGGUGUCUGGCAACUAUUGUUUAUUAACAAACCGCAGACAUCCGCCGCUUCACCAUAAUAUUUUCAGUGUGGGGGAUGUAAAUGCUAUUUUGACAGCUUAUGCGACGUCACAGAACAUCAAAAACAAUGUGCCUCUGAGGCAGAAGAGACAGCUCUGGUUGUUUCUGAGUGGUGUGUAUAUAUUAGGGGUGCACCGGGUGGUGAAAUUUACUAUCCGGCCGGAUGCCAGAUAG